AUGUCGCUUGGCAAGACCAUGCUUGGGAGGAGACAUGUGUUGCCAUCAGUCACAUCGACUCUGACCGAACUUCAGGUGGAGGGCACCUUUCCAAGUGGUACUUACCUAGUUACUGUGCACCAUCCGGUCAGUAGUGACGACGGCAACCUCGAGCGAGCGCUAUAUGGGUCUUUUCUACCCAUACCAUCCAACGAUCUCUUUCCCCUUGAAGAUGCCAGUGUGUACGAGAGUGACAAGAUGCCUGGCGCCGUCGUCGUAGCGAAACAAAGCAAACCGAUUGUGCUUACCGAAGGUCGCAAACGAGUCAAACUGAAGGUGACGAGUAAGGGUGACCGACCGAUACAGGUUGGGAGUCAUUACCACUUUGUCGAAACGAAUCCUCAGCUCGAUUUCGACCGUGGCAAGGCCUAUGGGUGUAGGCUAGACAUACCUGCUGGAACUUCUGUCAGAUUUGAGCCCGGUGACAGCAAGACCGUCACAUUAGUCGAGAUAGGAGGAAACAAGGUUAUUCAUGGUGGCAAUUACCUUGCAACUGGAAAGGUCGACACCUCAAACAUCGACUCCAUUCUUGAAAAGAUUCAGAAGGCUGGCUUUGCACAUACACCUGAUCCAUCUACUGAUACAACGCAUAUCUCUGGGUACGAAAUGACUAGAGCAGACUAUGCGGGAAUGUUUGGCCCCACGACUGGCGACCUGGUGAGACUGGGAGCUACAGAUUUAUGGAUCAAGGUCGAGAAGGAUAUGACAGUAUAUGGAGAUGAGUGCAAAUUUGGUGGUGGUAAAACACUGCGAGAGGGAAUGGGACAGGCAUCAGGUCGCAAAGACGAGGAUGUAUUGGACACAGUUAUCACGAACGCCUUGAUAGUCGACUGGUCAGGAAUCUACAAAGCUGACGUUGGCAUCAAGAACGGAUUCAUUCGAGGCAUUGGAAAGGCCGGCAAUCCAGAUGUUAUGGACGGAGUAGAUCCUAACAUGAUUGUUGGUGCAAGCACCGAUGUUAUUGCUGGUGAACAUGAUAUCCUCACAGCAGGCGGUAUUGAUACUCACAUCCACUUCAUCUGCCCACAGCAAGCCCAAGAAUCUCUUGCCGCCGGUAUCACCUCUUUUCUUGGUGGGGGUACAGGACCAAGCACAGGAACCAAUGCUACUACUUGCACCCCUGGUAAGCAGCAUCUUAAGCAAAUGUUACAAGCCGUUGAUGUACUACCAAUCAAUUACGGUAUUACUGGCAAAGGCAAUGAUAGUUCUCCAAUAUCCUUGCGCGAACAGGCCGAGGCUGGAGCUUGUGGAUUGAAACUUCACGAAGAUUGGGGAUCUACACCAGCCGCUAUCGACACCUGCUUAGGAGUCUGUGAUGAAUACGAUAUCCAAACACUGAUUCACACGGACACAUUGAACGAGUCUGGCUUUGUUGAAACAACACUAGCCGCGUUUAAGGGUCGAACUAUUCACACGUAUCAUACUGAGGGAGCAGGAGGUGGUCAUGCCCCCGACAUCAUUUCAGUCGUGGAGCAACCCAAUGUGCUUCCUUCCAGUACAAAUCCUACUAGGCCAUACACCCGAAACACGUUGGACGAGCAUCUGGAUAUGUUGAUGGUCUGCCAUCACCUGUCCAAGAAUAUUCCUGAAGACGUGGCUUUUGCCGAGUCUCGCAUUCGAGCGGAAACGAUUGCUGCGGAAGACGUGCUUCACGAUCUGGGGGCAAUCAGCAUGAUGUCUUCAGAUAGUCAAGCGAUGGGUCGCUGCGGCGAAGUCAUUCUUCGCACAUGGAACACAGCACAUAAGAAUAAAAUGCAGAGAGGGCCACUACCCGAAGACAAAGACAGUGGCGCAGACAAUUUCCGUGUUAAGCGGUAUAUCUCCAAGUAUACUGUCAAUCCAGCCCUGACUCAGGGUUGGGGACAUAUCAUCGGCAGUGUUGAGGUUGGUAAAUUCGCUGAUUUGUGUCUAUGGAAGCCGGCCAUGUUUGGUACAAAGCCUAGCCUGGUCAUCAAGGGAGGUAUGAUCAGCUCUGCUUUUAUGGGUGAUCCCAAUGCGUCCAUCCCAACCAUCGAGCCGAUAAUCGUUCGACCACAAUUUGGAGCACUUGCACCACAAACGACUUGCAUUACAUUUGUGUCGAAAGCUUCGAUCGACAACGGUGCAAUUGAGUCGUAUGGACUUAAGAAGCGCAUCGAGGCAGUAAAAGACUGCAGAAAAGUGGGCAAAAAGGACAUGAAGUUCAACGACGUGAUGCCUAAGAUGAAAGUUGACCCUGAAAGUUAUCGGGUCGAGGCUGACGGCAUGCACUGUACUGCUGAGCCAGCGGAGACAUUGCCACUCGGGAGUGGAUAUUUCCUCUUUUAG
Lithohypha guttulata is the source of this 2346-nucleotide messenger RNA. RefSeq names its product Urease (gene URE1). The transcript is spliced from 2 exons. The record is from RefSeq and is a predicted model, not a curated record. Gene Ontology annotation, molecular function: urease activity; nickel cation binding. Gene Ontology annotation, biological process: urea catabolic process. NCBI's taxonomy places the organism in Eukaryota, Fungi, Ascomycota, Eurotiomycetes, Chaetothyriales, Trichomeriaceae. Bases 1 to 2346 code for a protein of 781 amino acids. Gene Ontology annotation, cellular component: urease complex.